This is a messenger RNA of Dentiscutata erythropus, 334 nucleotides long. The record is from the annotation of a GenBank genome assembly. Lineage: Eukaryota; Fungi; Glomeromycota; Glomeromycetes; Diversisporales; Gigasporaceae.
AUGUCUACACUGGGCGAUUCUGGAGUUAACACUUCACGGAAUUUACGCCUUAGACCUAGGUACGCCAUAGUGAAUGUGCCACCGCGAGCCCCUCAGCUCACUCCCAGCAGCCAACAACGUAUUCAGCAAGCACGAACACUCACCAUUUACUCUGAAUCAAGAACACCAAGAGUUCGUACCAACCAUGGAUAUCAACGUUCAGAUCUGAGAUUCGGGGCAUGGAAUUUCACCCUUUCUCUCGUUAACGAUACGAUUAUUGGUGGGUUCCAAGAACUUUUCAAAUGUCUCAACAUUUCCGUAAUUCGAACCGAUGGGAAGGUGGUGCUCAAUGAAG